Messenger RNA from Malania oleifera, 3270 nucleotides. Its product is annotated as probable leucine-rich repeat receptor-like protein kinase At5g63930. The record is from RefSeq and is a predicted model, not a curated record. Lineage: Eukaryota; Viridiplantae; Streptophyta; Magnoliopsida; Santalales; Ximeniaceae. Gene Ontology annotation, biological process: protein phosphorylation. Gene Ontology annotation, cellular component: plasma membrane. Gene Ontology annotation, molecular function: protein binding; ATP binding; protein kinase activity. The coding region runs from base 1 to 3270 and encodes 1089 amino acids. The transcript has 2 exons.
AUGGAAAGACUUCCAUGUGUGCUCUUCACCAUAGCACCAGUCCUCGUAGCUUUGCUCAUCCUCCUACGUCCCUCUAUGGGCCUAAACGCCGAGGGCUACCACCUUCUGCGAAUGAAGACUAAACUGGUCGACCCAUAUAACCAUCUGGGCAAUUGGAAUUCUAGUGACGCAACACCUUGCCGGUGGGUGGGUGUGAACUGCACUACCGGCCACAAUCCGGCGGUGGUCUGUCUUCAACUCAACUCCAUGAACCUUUCAGGAACUCUGUCUCCCAGUAUUGGCGAAUUGCUUCACCUGAAACACCUUGAUCUCUCUGAUAAUGCUUUGUCUCAUACCAUUCCCAUAGAGGUUGGAAACUGCACAAGCCUGGAAUUUCUGCUUCUGCAUGAUAAUCAACUUCAAGGCCAAAUCCCCAUUGAAAUUGGAAAGCUUUCUUCCUUGUCAAAGUUGGUCUUGCACUCAAACCAGCUUACGGGACCUCUGCCGCGGUCGCUCGGGAAUCUCAAGAACUUGACAGCGAUUCUAGCAGGUAAUAAUCUGAUUUCUGGAAGCAUACCGGCAGAGAUAGGUGGAUGUGAGCGGUUGAGUAUUCUGGGUCUUCCCCAGAAUCAGCUGAGUGGGAAAUUGCCCAAGGAGCUUGGAUUGCUCAAGGAAUUGACAGCUUUGAACCUGGUGGAGAAUCAGCUUUCUGGGUUGGUGCCCAAGGAGCUUGGUAACUGCACAAGUUUAGAAUAUCUUUAUUUGUAUGAGAACAAUCUUGAGGGCAACAUACCCUGGGAGCUUGGGAAACUCAAGUCACUCAAGAAUUUAUACCUUUACAGAAAUGGAUUAAAUGGAACUAUACCAAAAGAGAUUGGGAAUCUUUCGUUAGCAGUAGAAGUUGAUUUGUCAGAGAACUUUUUGGAGGGACAGAUACCAGCAGAGUUCAGCAAGAUAAGUGGGCUAAAACUCCUCUAUCUAUUCAAUAACCAGCUUUUGGGUUCGAUACCGGAAGAACUCGGCAACUUGAAGAAUUUGGUUCAGCUCGACCUCUCGAUAAAUAAUCUCACAGGUGGUGUGCCUCUUGGUUUCCAAUAUUUGAGUAAACUGGACAGAUUACAACUCUUCCGCAACUCGCUGAGUGGCAGUAUCCCUCAGGGGCUGGGGUCGUAUGGCAUAUUUUGGGUGCUCGAUUUGUCAGAGAACUACUUCACAGGAAGCAUUCCCCACCACAUUUGCAGAAACUCUAGUUUGGAACAACUGAACUUGGGGUCCAAUAAUCUCACAGGAACCAUCCCAAGAGGACUUGCAAACUGCAGAAACUUGGUGCAUCUUUGCCUGGACCGGAACAGUCUUCAGGGGAGUUUCCCGUCUGAUCUGUGCAGACUGAAACACUUCUCUGCCCUUGAACUGGACCGGAACAUGUUCACAGGCCCUAUUCCUCCCGAGAUUGGCAACUGCAGAGCUUUGCAGAGGCUUCACCUUUCACACAACUACUUCACUUCCCAGUUGCCUAAAGAGAUUGGAUAUCUUUCCAAGCUGGGGACUUUCAAUGUCUCCUCCAAUUCACUCACCGGACGGAUACCACCUGAGAUUUUUAACUGUACUGGGCUUCAACGGCUCGAUCUUAGUAGAAACAAUUUCGUCGAUGUCUUAUCAAAGGAGAUCGGUACUCUUUCCCAGCUGGAGCUUUUUAAGCUUUCAGAAAACAAGCUCUCUGGUGGUAUACCCGUUGCCUUGGGGAACCUCUCUCACUUGACAGAACUACAAAUGGGCGGAAACCUAUUUUCGGGCAGAAUACCGCCGGAGCUAGGGGCACUUUUAAGCCUGCAGAUUGCAUUGAACCUCAGUCAUAAUAGCCUCACUGGUGCAAUCCCUCCUGAGCUUGGAAAUCUUGUUUUACUGGAAUUCCUAUUACUCAACAACAACCACUUAACUGACAGAAUCCCGGGUACCUUUAGGAACCUCUCCAGUUUAAUUGGCUGCAAUUUUUCAGACAAUGAUCUAUCUGGACCUAUUCCCUCGUUACCGCUCUUCCAGAGCAUGGAUGUCGGCAGCUUCAUUGGAAACAAGGGACUUUGCGGGAGACCUCUCGGUGCCUGUGACAAAUCUGCAUCAUCUCUUCUCCCAAAUGCCAAAGGAGAAAAACGCCAUUUAGGCAAAACCAUAGCAAUAAUCGCAGCAGCCGUCGGAGUGAUCUCUGUUGUACUAAUUGUAGCCAUUUUAUGUUUCCUAAGGCGACCAGAAGCCAACAUGAGCGCACCUUCACAGGAUUACGGCGAAGCAUCCUCUCAUGUUUCUGAUGUGCACUUUCCCCUGGCAGAAGAAUUCACGAUCGAAGACCUCAUCGAAGCCACUGACAAUUUCGAUGAAAGUUUUGUCAUCGGAAGGGGUGCUUCUGGAAUAGUUUAUAAAGCAGUAAUGCCUACCGGCCGCACAGUUGCUGUCAAGAAGCUAGCAUCUAGCAGAGAAGGAAAUGACGCUCUAGACAGCAGCUUCCGCGGUGAGAUUUUAACUUUGGGACAGAUUAGGCACAGGAAUAUUGUAAAGCUAUAUGGAUUUUGUCACUACCAAGGCUCCAAUCUUCUUCUGUAUGAAUACAUGGCGAAUGGUAGUUUGCGGGAACUGCUUCAUGGAGCUGGUGGUUCAGAAGAACCGUUUCAUGGCGCAUCCCACAUUCAUAAUUGGCAGACACGGUUUUCGAUUGCCCUUGGAGCUGCAGAGGGUCUUGCUUAUCUGCACCAUGAUUGCAGGCCUCAGAUUAUUCACCGCGAUAUAAAGCCCAGUAACAUUCUCCUUGACGAAUACUUCGAAGCUCAUGUCGGAGAUUUCGGAUUAGCAAAAGUAAUUGACAAGCCACAUUCAGAAUCCAUAUCUGCAGUUGCCGGAUCUUAUGGCUACAUUGCUCCAGAGUAUGCGUACACCAUGAAAAUUACAGAAAAAGGUGACAUCUAUAGCUAUGGGGUUGUUCUAUUGGAGUUGUUAACUGGGAGAACUCCAGUGCAGCCAUUAGGACAAGGAGGCGACCUCGUUACAUGGGUGAGAAAUUAUGUUGAAAGUCACUCAUCAGUAUCAGGGAUGCUUGAUCCUCGAUUAAAUCUGCAGGAUGAAAACACCGUCAAACACAUGAGUGAUGUCUUCAAUAUUGCAUUAAGGUGCACAAGUAUGCUUCCUUCUGACCGUCCGACAAUGCGCGAACUUGUGUCGAUGCUAAUUAACUCUAACGAGAGGGAAACACAUUUUGGUUCAUCUUCAAGUACUCAUGAUCAAACUUGGGAAAUUGAAUCAUAA